Messenger RNA from Panicum hallii, 2417 nucleotides. Its product is annotated as FRIGIDA-like protein 3. NCBI's taxonomy places the organism in Eukaryota, Viridiplantae, Streptophyta, Magnoliopsida, Poales, Poaceae. The record is from RefSeq and is a predicted model, not a curated record. The transcript has 4 exons. Bases 242 to 2095 code for a protein of 617 amino acids.
GGCAACAGGCAGCCCAGAACUCGCACCCAACUCCCGAUCCCGCCCCAGUCGACCGACCAACGCCGUCCCUUCUCGUCGAGCCUCGCCCUCUCCGUACCGGCUAACCCUAGCAGCGGCACGCGGGCGACGGCGAGUGGCGGAGGGCUGGGCGGAGCGAGCGCGACGGCCGAGGGCUUCAGCGGCCUCCCCCUUUCUCCGGCUACGGCGCGGCGGCGCAGGCAAUCAUUGAUUUUGUUGCAAAAUGGCCACGGAAGCUACUUUGAACAAUUCUAGUGGUUCUGAGUCUACAAUGUCUAUGCUGGAACAGCUUGCUGAAGUAUUUGGCAAGUUGAAAUCCCACACUGAAGCAUCUCUACAGUUGCAGAAUGGCAUGAAUUGGGUUGAUAUCAAAGAAUAUUUCCUCAAUGUUGAUAAGUCGUACAGAAGCAAGUUUGAUGAACUAGUAGAGAAGCAGAAGGCAUUAGAAGAAAAGAAAACCGAAGCUGGUAGGCUGAUUGCCGAGAAAGAGGCUAAUGUUUCUGCAAAAGAGCGAGCUUCCUUGAACCAGCUUCAGGAGCUAAGAGAUGCUGCUGUCUCUUCUCUAGUAGAAGUGCGCCAAAAAUAUAAGGUGGAGCUUGCUGAGAUACUUGAUGCCAAUGGAAGCAAAGACAAAAAGGUAAGUACCUCAACCAAUGGCAACAAUGCAUCUCAUGCUUCAGAGGCAAAUACCCCUGCUAGUGGGUCAGGCGACCCAUCUGAAGCUUCACCUGUUGAGGUUAAGCCUCGUCCUGUAUUGAAGGAACUAUGUGAGCAGAUGGACACCAAAGGCCUUCUGAAAUUCCUUUCAGAAAAUUGUAAAAAACUUGCUAGCCUUCGUGAUGAACUUUCUGUUGCACUAAGAUGUGCAACUGACCCUGCCCGCCUUGUGCUUGAUUCCCUGGAGGGUUUCUUCCCACCAGACCAAACCGAUUCGCCUGGGAAUAAACAAAAUGCCCUUCAGGUCCAGCGCAGGAGCUGUAUUGUUUUAAUGGAAGCUAUAGCACCUGCACUAGGGGCUAAGGAGCAAGGUGGCAAUGACCCUUGGAGCUCUGAAAUUAAGGAGCAAGCCAAGGCAAUUGCCGAAGAGUGGAAGAGUAAGUUAGCUGAGGUUGACCUAGAUGCUUCUAAUGGUUAUUCAUUGGAAGCACAGGCACUCCUGCAGCUUCUUACAACUUUUAAUGUUGAUUCGGUGCUUGACGAAGAUGAACUAUGCAAGAUCGUAGUUGCUGUCUCUCGUCGCAAGCAGACUGCUGUGACCUGUCGCUCUCUUGGUCUUAAUGAGAGAAUACCAGGUAUCAUUGAAGAAUUGGUUAACAGGCACAGGCAAAUUGAUGCAGUUCAUUUCAUACAAGCUUUCGGGCUUUUGGAGACCUUCCCCCCUGCACCUCUGUUAAAGACAUAUGUAGAUGAAUUAAAAGAUACAUUUGACAAUAAUGGGGAUGCCAGUGCAACCUCUUCAAAGGAUGACCCUAAGACCAAGGAGCUACUUGCUUUGAGGGCCGUAAUAAAGUGCAUUGAAGAGUAUAAGCUUCAGAAGGAGUAUUCACUUGGCCCUCUCCAAAAGCGUGUCUCUGAGCUGAAGCCUAAGAGUGAGAAAAGGCCAUCAUCUGAUGCUGGGCGUGCUUACUCAAAGAAGCCUCGAGGCCCUGGCCCUUCAUUUCCUCGGAGACCAGCUGGUCCUGUUGGUUCAGCUGCUCGCAGACCUCCAUUUCCAGUCAGUAACUGGCAGCGUGCUCCUGCUCCAAUGCCCUCCCGUGCUCCCGCACCAAUGGCUCCUCUUCCUGAAAGAUAUGGAGCUGCUGACCGGUACCACUACACUCCACCAGCCACUGCAUAUGACACGGGGGCAUUUUCUUCCUACGGUGAACCAUUCAGUGCCCCCAAACCGUUUCAGUACACCCCAGGGUCAGUGGCAGCAUCAUACAAUUCAAGUCCCUAUAAAGUUGCUUACGGUGGCCCAGGAGCGCUGCCAGGUGCAAGUGGAUAUGCAGGUUACUCGGGUGCUUCAGGGCCGUCUGCCUCCAGCAGCUACACAAACUAUUUAGGAUCUGGUUAUCGCCCUACCCAGCAGCCAUAGAUUGACUUUUCUCAAAAUGCUCUCCUGGUGAUGCAGGAUAUGGCAACCCGACUCCCCGUCAAACUGGGAUGUAACUUAUUCUGUUCCUCAUCCAUAGCAGUGGGUUUUGUAGGUGUAACUGAUGUAGAGUUUCUCUCAAAGCCUGUGUGGGGCGGGAUCAAAUUCUAAGGCACUCAUGCCCUGCUACAUGUACCUUGCACGCUGCACUCAUUUUUUUGCUUCGUGCUGUAUUCCUGACUUGUCGAGUGUUUUGUAUCUUCUGUCGCCCAGUCUCCUGUGAUAACAUUUUGCUGCUGUUGAGAUUUAGUUGCAAAAGCCAAAA